GGGGAAGUUUCCUUUGGGAGCCAAAUUGACGGAUCGAGCCGUCGAAUUCGCCCCAUCCAAAUUAAACGAACCACCAAUACGCGCUGGUCCCUGAACGGCCCCCACGAGCUUCAGUAUGGGUCUUUUGCCUAUUCAGGAACUCACCUAGCUCAGGGAUUCAUGCUAACAGAAUCAGGGAAUUCAUGUUCUAGAGUCGCAUUUCUGAGAGCGACUUCGGCCAAUACUAUGGAUCGCAUGGAUGUUGUAUCAUGAGCAUGGUAUAAAUAUGGCUGUCUGACCCGUCGAGGAAUAUUAGUACUCCAGGAUCAGAUUUCCACAUCACAAGUACUAUCCGCAUCAUCAUCAUCACCAUGAUUCCCGCUAUUCUGACUGGAGUUUCCAUGCUCGCAGGCUCUGCCUACGCUUCGGCCGUGCAGCCCGUUCGUGCAACCGGAGGAUGCGCCAACAUCAACUCGUACUACCCGGAGACCGGAACCACCGGCUAUUUCAUGCUUGUUGCCAGCGACUGCAAGAACAUGACGGCUCCGGAUCAGGCUUGCCCUAUUGAGGGAUUUGGUGAUACUAGCGUUGUCUUCCGCACUGCUGGAGAGACUGGUAUCCACGAGGGAUAUAUCGCGAUCGGCUCCGAAAACGACGAGGCCAAGAACCCUAUCAUCUGCGAUGACUCCUCUCCUUCUAUCCUUAACGGUCUUGUUGAGACCGGCGUGAGCGGAUACAGCUACCAGCCCUUGAACAUCAGCUCUAUCCCCUAUACCGCUCUCUUGAUGUGGGGAUUGCCUGAGGAGGCGUCCGUCCCGGUCGACUUCUACCACCACUAUGUAAACGGCACGCAGCAGGAUGGGCUGUUCAUUGGCGCCAACAAUGUCACUACUUGGGCUAUUAAGGAGUACUCUGAUUCUGGUUCCAAGUUGCCGUACUGGUUGUUCCGGUUGUUGGGGCCCGACAGUGAGGAUCCCAUCACCGGUGCAGCGUUGGAGGAGGGUGAGUUGGUUACCUAUAUUAAGGUUAGGUAUUAACUGAGGAUUUGCAAUUGGGAUCUGUGCCUGCAGAAAAUGGAUUAGCUGUGGAAAGGGAUAUAGAUUCCCUGCUCUGUGAAUGGAUAACGAAAAUACCCGCAGACGGGUCAAUCAAUAUGUUGAACAGGC
Aspergillus welwitschiae is the source of this 1145-nucleotide messenger RNA. RefSeq lists its product as uncharacterized. Lineage: Eukaryota; Fungi; Ascomycota; Eurotiomycetes; Eurotiales; Aspergillaceae. The coding region runs from base 351 to 1016 and encodes 221 amino acids. The transcript has 2 exons. The record is from RefSeq and is a predicted model, not a curated record.